Astyanax mexicanus (Mexican tetra) is the source of this 3051-nucleotide messenger RNA. RefSeq names its product dynein, cytoplasmic 1, intermediate chain 2a (gene dync1i2a). Gene Ontology annotation, cellular component: cytoplasmic dynein complex. NCBI's taxonomy places the organism in Eukaryota, Metazoa, Chordata, Actinopteri, Characiformes, Acestrorhamphidae. Bases 124 to 2001 code for a protein of 625 amino acids. Gene Ontology annotation, biological process: transport along microtubule. The transcript has 17 exons. Gene Ontology annotation, molecular function: dynein heavy chain binding; dynein light chain binding. The record is from RefSeq and is a predicted model, not a curated record.
UUGACGCUUCUCGGCCGCCGUUAUUCGUCACCACCGCUCGCGCUGAAGCAGGAAACGGGUGAAUGGUUCGUGCCAACAACAGCGGUUUCAGAAGCCACAGCAGAGACACGAACUAACGGCAUCAUGUCGGAUAAAAGUGAGUUAAAGGCAGAGUUAGAGCGGAAGAAGCAGCGUCUUGCACAGAUCAGAGAAGAGAAGAAGAGAAAGGAGGAGGAGCGCAAGAAGAAAGAGGCAGAGCAGCUUAAGGAACCUGUAACACUGCAGGAUGACUCUGACCUGGAGAAGAAGAGGAGAGAGGCUGAAGCUAUGCUGCAGAGUAUCGGUAUCACUCCUGAUGUCCCAGUGGUUGCACCCAUGUCUCCCACUGCCAAAUCUGUGGGCACCCCAAGUGAGGCCGGUAGCCAGGAUUCAGGUGAUGGCGCCACAGGACCCAGGACUCUCCACUGGGACUCUGAUCCUUCUACACUACUGCUUCACUCUGAGCUGGGGCGUGGCCCGGUGAAGCUGGGCAUGGCAAAGGUGACCCAUGUGGACUUUCCUCCCAAAGAGGUGGUGUCCUACACCAAGGAGACUCAGACGCCCACCAUGAACGAGCAAAAAGAGGACGAAGAAGAGGAGGAAGAGCUUGCCCCCGCAGAGCCAGUAUCAGAGGUAGAGAAGGAGACUCCUGUGCAGAAACAGGAAGAAGAAGCACUCCCUCAUGAGCUGACUGAGGAAGAGAAGCUGCAGAUCCUGCACUCGGAGGAGUUCAUGGACUUCUUUGACCACAGCACUCGUAUUAUUGAGAGAGCUCUUUCUGAACACGUGGAUGUUUUCUUUGACUACAGUGGCCGUGACCUGGAGGAGAAGGAGGGUGAGAUGCAGGCUGGAGCGAAGCUGUCUCUUAAUAGACAGUUUAUGGAUGAACGCUGGUCCAAGCACAGAGUGGUCACCUGCCUGGAUUGGUCCCCACAGUAUCCCGAGCUGCUGGUUGCCUCUUACAACAACAACGAGGAGGCUCCUCACGAGCCUGACGGAGUGGCCCUGGUCUGGAACAUGAAGUAUAAGAAAACUACGCCGGAGUACGUCUUUCACUGCCAGUCUGCAGUGAUGUCAGCGGCAUUUGUUAAAUUCCAUCCUAACCUGGUGGUAGGUGGUACAUAUUCAGGACAGAUUGUGCUGUGGGACAAUAGGAGUAACAAGCGGACCCCCGUCCAGAGGACCCCGCUCUCCGCCUCUGCUCACACGCAUCCAGUGUACUGUGUAAAUGUUGUUGGCACUCAGAAUGCUCACAACCUGAUCAGCAUCUCCACUGAUGGUAAAAUGUGCUCCUGGAGUUUGGACAUGUUGUCCCAGCCACAGGACAGUAUGGAGUUGGUGUUUAAGCAGUCUAAGGCAGUAGCCGUCACUUCCAUGUCCUUCCCUCUGGGUGAUGUCAAUAACUUUGUGGUGGGCAGUGAAGACGGAUCGGUCUACACAGCCUGUCGGCAUGGCAGUAAGGCUGGUAUCAGCGAGAUGUUUGAAGGUCACCAUGGGCCAAUCACAGGCAUCCACUGCCACACAGCAGCUGGCCCUGUGGACUUCUCCCAUCUGUUCCUCACGUCUUCCUUCGACUGGACCGUCAAACUGUGGAGCACCAAGAACAAUAAGCCUCUGUACUCAUUCGAGGAUAACUCAGACUAUGUGUACGAUGUGAUGUGGUCUCCUGUUCACCCUGCCCUGUUUGCCUGCGUGGAUGGAGUCGGACAUCUGGACCUGUGGAACCUCAACAAUGACACUGAGGUUCCUACUGCCAGUAUUACUGUAGAAGGGACCCCUGCUCUGAACAGGCUGAGGUGGGCACAGUCGGGCCGAGAGAUUGCAGUAGGAGACUCGGAUGGACAGAUUCUCAUCUACGAAGUUGGAGAACAGAUUGCUGUGCCACGGAAUGACGAGUGGACACGCUUCGUGAGGACGCUGGCAGAAAUCAACGAAAACCGAGACGAUGCCGAGGAGCUGGCGGCCCAGCGUUUGCCAUCCUAAUAACCGAUAAUCCUACACCAUUCCUGAAACCAGCUACAGGUUUUCAAUAAAAAAAAAAGAAAUUAAUUAAUUAGACCCACAUCCAGGCAUGAUGAUGAUGAUGACAAAGUUAAUUAGAUUUCUGAAGACCUUCCUUUAAAAAAUGUAGACAUUUCAUUUGCAAACUGGACUUGGAAUCUGCCUUUUCUACUGGUUUGAUUAAAGACACAGUGAUCAUAUUGUACAAACAGUCCACAAGUCACCAGUGAUCCUCUCUCUUCCCCACGACCACAAGCCUUAAUAAAGCCCCCUUGUAGAAACUCCAUAGAAAAACACAUAAAUUAAUGUUUCUCAGUUGGCCUCAAUCUACGUUAAUGGUGGCAAACCCCUUAAUAAUAACCAAAUGCAACUUUUCAACCAAUUGUAAGCAGUAGCAUGGAACUGGCAUGGAAAUUCUACAGCUCUUGUUGACUGGAGCCAGAGUGUGUUUUACAUGAUUCACUUGUUUGUUUGUUUUUUUUAUAUAUAUAUAAAUGAAUCACUUCAGGAAAUGGUUUGAGAUGCAUUUGAGCCAAAUGUUAAAGCAGCGUAAACGCAGCCAUCUCUCCCUAAAAUGCAUUUGACAACCAAAGCACUAAUACGUUAAGAUUGUACAUUUAAACGCAGGGCAUGAUUUUUCUAUCUUUCCACAAGUAAAAAGGCUUAUGUCCUCCUAAAAGUGAAAUUUUGAACACACUCUGGAUUUGCAUAGUCUCAUUGGGGCAACUAAGGUUAAGACUCACUCUCUGCUGCUAGUGCUACUCCAACUCCAUCUCUUGCUUUUAUAUACUGUCUAAAGAUGAAAUGCUGUACGUCUUCACAAUCUGAACUGAAUCACAUAUUUAUUACACACAGUGAGAUGCUGUAUGAUCGUCGGACUGCCGAAAUUUUUAAGCCAAUGUGUUUGCAAAACUGGCUCCUCUUCUUCCAGCUUUACAAAGUCCGUUUGUAUCCUGUACGAAAUGAUAGCUUUUCUUCCAGCUCUUUGAAUGUCUUUGUAUAUCUCUAUAAACUCCUCUUUCAAAACCUCAA